Molecule: messenger RNA, 1227 nt
Organism: Penicillium verhagenii
Lineage: Eukaryota; Fungi; Ascomycota; Eurotiomycetes; Eurotiales; Aspergillaceae
Exons: 2
Coding region: 1-1227 (408 amino acids)
Source: RefSeq, a predicted model, not a curated record
AUGCCUACCAGUAUUAUCCGUCCAAACCCCGACGAAAUGCCAAAAUCUAUUAUGAAACCCUCUCUGCGAGGCAUUUGUUUUGAUGCUUCAGAUUGGGAGCAGUUACCUGGGACUCCAAUUCUCAGUAUCCUACAGUUGAAGUUCCUAUCAGAAGUCAACCUAAAGGAUAAUUCAACAGUCUCAGUUCUCUGGCGAAAGUCUGUAGACUUUGUGUCUACGAUCCAGGGCUUCCAAGGACUCUUUUGGGCGCCAGUCAACCAAAGCACAGUCAUGGUCUUGAUUCAAUGGGAGAAUGGUCCAGCCUGGAGUCGAUUCCAAUGUUCAUUGGGCUUCAGUAUGCUAUUAGGCUACCUAGAGCAUGUUACCAACCGCUGUACGCAGCUUGCUCUUCCCGCUCAUAUUUCCAAUGCUAGCUUUCGCCUGGAGCUAUUCUCCUAUGACUUCCCGGCCUCUGAAAACACGCCCGACGAACGACAAUACAAAUUCAAAGAGCGAUGGAAUUCAUUAUUUCGGCUUAACGCAAUGAAUGACCUGAUAUAUGCUCGUGGAGAAUGGGUGGAAGCGGAUUUCCGAAGUUAUGAGAAGAGGUUCGAUGUUUCUUCUACGAUAACAGAAGACUUCAAGGUUGAGAACCAUUACUUUUCUGGUCUUAUCCUCCGGAAGACUGGUAUUGAUUUGGAGAUCCCCUCCAAAAUUGCCGAUCAAUUUGCUAUUCUAGCAAAAGAGGCAAAUGGCUUGGUCAUCUCUAUGACAGAACAAAUGCGCUACGAAGGAUUAAAUAAUUCAUCGCAAAAGACAGCCUGUGCUCCUCUUUCCGAUCAACCAACUUGGGAUUAUCCGCUGCUGAAUACACCAGUGAUUCGCCGAUGUGAUCUAGAGGACUCGGUUCGUCUUGACUUCGAAGACGUGGUACACAUAGAAUCAAUGAGACAGGCAUACACGACUGGUAACAAACGAAGGGUUUCUAGUCCGGCUGGUAAUUGGUUCCAAAUGGGGUCGAUGACACAGUACGAACUACCUUCGAUGCAUACUCAACGAACUCGUCAAUCAGCCACUGUACUUGAAGUGAUCUCUUUCCGCCUCUUGCACCAAACUCCCAAUUUCGAUAAUCUAUUUGCAGAACUUCGCGUUGCCAUUUGGAAGCUCCGACAUAAGCCUGGCGUCUACCGAGCCUCUGAUCAUAAUGAUCCCACUCGAAUGUUCUUACUAGCUGGUCCGCCUCGGUGA